AUGAUUGUGCUGCUGCUGCUGCUGCUGCAGCAGCAACACCAGCAGCAGCAGCUGCUGCUGCUGCAGCAGCAGCAAAGAAAACGCAAAAAUUUCAUACACGCAGUGAUAAACAUAACAGAUACAACAGACAACCAUACACCAGCAGCAGCAGCAGCAGCAGCAGCAGCAGCAGCAGCAGGGCAGCAAAGCAGCAGCAGCAGCAGCACAGAGAGCGUUCGCUGCAGCAGCAAUCGAUAUAUUACGAGCAGCAGCAGCAGCAGCAGCAGCAGCAGCAGCAGGAUGUAUACCAUGACUAUCAUCAUCAUCAUCACCACCCACAUAUGCAGCAGCAGCAGCAGCAGCAGCGGCGUCGGCAUCAUCAACAGCAGCAACUGCAGCAGCAACUGCAUCAGCAGCAGCAGCAGCAGCAGCAUAGAGGUCGUUUCCUGUCUCCUCACAGGCGAAGGAGCAGCAGCAACAGAAGCAGCAGCUUUAGCAGCAGAAGCAGAAGCAUGA
This is a messenger RNA of Eimeria mitis, 495 nucleotides long. RefSeq lists its product as uncharacterized. The transcript has a single exon. The record is from RefSeq and is a predicted model, not a curated record. Lineage: Eukaryota; Apicomplexa; Conoidasida; Eucoccidiorida; Eimeriidae. Bases 1 to 495 code for a protein of 164 amino acids.